Pantherophis guttatus is the source of this 1208-nucleotide messenger RNA. It is a transcript of the gene AP3S1, whose product is annotated as adaptor related protein complex 3 subunit sigma 1. Gene Ontology annotation, cellular component: membrane coat; AP-3 adaptor complex. Gene Ontology annotation, biological process: Golgi to vacuole transport; intracellular protein transport. The record is from RefSeq and is a predicted model, not a curated record. NCBI's taxonomy places the organism in Eukaryota, Metazoa, Chordata, Lepidosauria, Squamata, Colubridae.
UCCCGAGUUAGUCAAGUGACGUUCUCCUUCGGCCUCCAGCCCGUAGAACGGUUCUGCCUCUUGACUCCGCCUUCGCUCGCUCGAGGCUUAGAGAGGGAGGGGACGGAGCGGAGGAGGGGAGGGGCUUUGCCGUGUCGCGCGCCGCAGAGUGGGGUACGCGAGCCCCCCUCCUCGCGCCUCAGUGGGGGGGAUCUUCAACCGCCGCCCUCACCAUGAUUAAAGCGAUCCUCAUUUUCAACAACCAUGGGAAGCCGCGCCUUUCCAAAUUCUACCAGCGCUAUAGUGAAGAUAUACAACAACAGAUUAUCAGAGAAACAUUCCACUUAGUAUCAAAACGUGAUGAAAAUGUUUGUAAUUUCUUAGAAGGAGGCUUAUUAAUAGGUGGAUCUGACAACAAAUUGAUAUAUCGCCAUUAUGCUACAUUGUACUUUGUUUUCUGCGUUGAUUCUUCAGAAAGUGAACUUGGGAUUCUAGAUCUAAUACAAGUUUUUGUAGAAACUUUAGACAAGUGUUUUGAGAAUGUCUGUGAACUGGAUUUAAUUUUCCAUGUGGAUAAGGUUCAUAAUAUCCUGGCUGAAAUGGUGAUGGGUGGAAUGGUUUUGGAGACCAACAUGAAUGAAAUAGUCACCCAAAUUGAUGCUCAAAAUAAACUGGAAAAAUCUGAGGCUGGUUUAGCAGGAGCCCCAGCCCGGGCUGUGUCAGCUGUAAAGAAUAUGAAUCUUCCUGAGAUCCCAAGAAAUAUUAAUAUUGGUGACAUCAGUAUAAAAGUGCCAAACUUGCCCUCUUUUAAAUAAUUUGUGCACUCCAGGUAAAAAAUGAAAAAUUACUAGCUGCUCACAAAUGUUUACCAAACCAAUGUUUUGUUAAUUGAAUAAAAGAUCAGCAUACUCCAUAGAAAUCUUCUGCAGUAAAACUGUGAAAUUGUGUUUUGCUUAGUAAAUUUAAAAGAAGUGGUUCUUUUGUGAAUUCUAAAUAAUAUUUCAAUGUCCUUUUAAAGUAUAUCAAAUGUAAAAUAUAUAAUUUUCUGGAAAAGAAUUCCGAAUAUUUAUUUACUUUGUAUAACCUCUUUUUGUAUAGAGUUUAGUCUUAAACUCUAUACUGUAACUAGUACAACAAUCCUAAUCAUAUUUCUUCGUCUGAUGUGUUGCAUGACAACAUUCAACUGUUGUAUUUUCUUUUGCUUUUUGAAUAAAUUAUCAUGAAUUGUA